Messenger RNA from Lottia gigantea (owl limpet), 192 nucleotides. RefSeq lists its product as hypothetical. The record is from RefSeq and is a predicted model, not a curated record. The transcript has a single exon. The annotation marks the transcript as partial. Lineage: Eukaryota; Metazoa; Mollusca; Gastropoda; Lottiidae.
UACACUGUGUCAAACAGACUUACCUUAUAUGCUUACUUCAGUAAUACACCGUGUCAAACAAACCUACCUUAUAUGCUUACUUCAGUAAUACAUCGUGUCAAACAAACCUACCUUAUAUUUUUACUUCAGAAUUAUACCGUGUCAAACAGGCUUACCUUAUAUGUUUACUUCAGUAAUACACCGUGUCAAACA